GACAAGGAUGGAGGGAUAGCUGCAUGCCGGCACCCCACCCCCACCUUCGAAGCUCGGAGGUGUUUCUCCGUCUCAAGAUAUCUACACCACCGACCAGACACCGUCCGUGUACCCAACCCCGAUCCCGACCGGCCUCGAGAUCCCGCGCCAUGCCGGACCCCAAACUCCACAUACCCGCGCACCCCUACGCCUGGCCGCACGACGGGGACCUCGCCAGUAGCACAGCGCUGGUAAUAAUCGACAUGCAGAACGAAGUCUGCACUUCCACCGGUUACCUCGCGCACCAAGGCUACCCCAUUUUUCCCAUGCGCGCGCCAAUCCCGCACAUCGCGCGGCUCCUCUCCCUGUGGCGAUCGAAGGGCUGGCCCGUAUACCACACGCGCGAGGGCCACCGCGCAGACCUGUCGGACUGCACGCCGCGAGAACUAUUCCGGUCACGGAGGAAUCCGUCAGGACUAGGAAUCGGCGACGCGGGCCCCAUGGGCCGCCUACUGAUCCGUGGCGAGGCCGGGCACGAUAUCAUACCCGAGCUAUACCCAUGGUUUGGGGAGCCGGUGAUCGAUAAGCCGGGUAGAAGCGCGUUCGCGAAUACGGACUUUGAGCUGUUGCUGAGAAUCAGGGGUGUGACGAAGUUGGUUAUUGUGGGUGUUACGACGGAUGUGUGUGUCCAUACUACUAUGAGGGACGCGGAUGAUAGGGGGAUUGAGUGUCUGCUUGUUAGGGAGGCGUGUGCCGCCGCCGUGGAGGAACUAGGGCAAGCGGCGCUGGACAUGGUCGCGUGCGAGGGCGGGAUCUUUGGUGCGGUUGCGGGGAUCGAGGAUGUGAUGAGCGUGCUGCGGGAGGGAGGGGAUGAGGUGGCGGAGGUGGGGGGGCUGUAGUGGAGGGGUGAACGUGUACCGAGGGAAGAGGCGAAGUGGAUAGAAUGUGUUGGACAAGUAUAGUGGAAUGGAAUGAUAUGGAAAGA
Messenger RNA from Tricharina praecox, 964 nucleotides. RefSeq names its product Isochorismatase-like protein. Lineage: Eukaryota; Fungi; Ascomycota; Pezizomycetes; Pezizales; Pyronemataceae. Bases 24 to 878 code for a protein of 284 amino acids. The record is from RefSeq and is a predicted model, not a curated record. The transcript has 2 exons.